This is a messenger RNA of Eupeodes corollae, 3486 nucleotides long. RefSeq lists its product as uncharacterized. Gene Ontology annotation, cellular component: plasma membrane. The transcript has 10 exons. Bases 517 to 3123 code for a protein of 868 amino acids. The record is from RefSeq and is a predicted model, not a curated record. NCBI's taxonomy places the organism in Eukaryota, Metazoa, Arthropoda, Insecta, Diptera, Syrphidae.
AAAUUAUUGUUGAAAAUAAAAUAAAAAUUGUUACUUAAUUUUAGAGUAUUGUGUUGUCUGCCGUCGUAUGCUAAUCCUCACUCUUUUUGAUUUAAAAAGAAGUGAAAUGUGUUUUGUUAUCGGAAAUAAAGUAAUGUGAAAAUAAAAAUGAAAUAAGAAUGGUUAAACAAUUUCUAAGAUUUCCAUUGGAGCAAGAAGUAUUGUUUUCGUUUAGUUUUUGGAAACUAAAGUGUAAUUUUGUCAUUUAAUUUUUAUACGAGUAAUUGAUUGUCUUUAAAAGAAUGAGUGAACGCACAUAAAAAACAAAUAAACAAAUAUGAAAAGCUCAAUUUUGUUGCAUGCUGCUAUUGCACAUAAAGUUUUUCUUUUGAAUAUUUAAAACUUAGACUUUACCACGCAACGGACCAAGCAAUAUACUUAAAAAAAAGAUCGAUUUUGUUUACAAAUAAAAAUACAAAAGAGACAAGUUAUAAUCGAUUGUGAUAAACUAUAAAUUGAAUUCAGUACAAAGAAAUUAUGGGAUCCACGAAGAAAACCAAGUCUUCCGAUACUCUUGUACGAUCGACUACCGAGUGCAGCAUAUUAACUACGACCACAACCACGGCGACAUAUCGCAGCAGUUCUACUUCGGCUAUGAUGGCAUCGGUGCGGCCGCAAACUUUAAAUGUUAACAACCCGCGAGAAGCACCUUCAGUUGAAGCAAAAUAUUUCAUUGGAGAAGCAUUAAAUGCAUGGCGAGCUAAAGCAAGAUGCAAUGUGGUGCCAGCCGAACGUGUACAAGAGUUAUUUCACGAGCUUCAAUUCAAUCCGAGUGAGCGACAAAUAAGCGAAAUGCUACAAACGGCAAAAAUGUUUGCCCGAAAAGGUAGCCGUCAAUGGCACGGCUUAACUUUUGGCGAAUUUUGUGUUUUGGCAGCAGAUUUAAAACGUUUUAGGACGUCAAGUUUUACACCAAUAAACGAGAAACUUCAAAUGCUUAAUGCUCGUGAAGGUGACAAUGAUACGGAUAGCGAUCCCGUGAUUCCAACAUCUGGGAAAAGAACCCAAAGAUCAAGACAUAAAAAACCCGAUCUAGAAAAUUCCUCUAUAUCAUCAUCGUGUCCUACUUCGAACGAUACCGGCACACCAGUCGAAGUAUUUUUAGGAGGUUCUUGUAAUCCAACAACUUGGAGAAAAGACGUAGCCAUACCAGCCCUCAAAUCACUUGGAAUUUCGUUUUAUAAUCCACAAGUAUCUGAUUGGACACCAGAUUUGAUUGAGCUGGAACAUCGAGCCAAGGAAAAGGCCAGAGUACUAUUUUUUGUGAUGGAUUCCGAAACAAGAGCUUCUGCUGGUGCCAUCGAAGCAGCACAUAUUGCGGGUCAAAAUUGUCAGCAAUUGGUUCUGGUUCUGCAUCCAUACAAGCCCGAUCAAUUUAUACUUAAUGAACCUCUAUCGCACCAGGAAUACACUGAUUUAAGCAGGAAUCAGCAAAUGUUGCGAGAGUUAGUGACUCGACGAGGAUUACCGGUCUUAGAUAACAUCCCAUCAGGUUUGCAAAGAACAAAGGAAAUUCUAGCGGGAAUACGUGAUCCACCAUCGAAUAUUGCAUCAAUUUUGAUAGUAGUACGCGGAGCUUUUGACAGAGUAAAUGCAAUGAAGGAAUUUAUAUCACUGGAGCAAUGUCAACGAGCUCUUUCGAUUUUGGGCUAUGCACAGAGUCUUUUGACAAUGGAAAAUCUUAAAAGUGUCAUCAUAUCUCAGCGUGAGUCCUUAGAUACGUCAUCAUUCAUGGAUUUAGAACCGGACAAGGUUUCGAAAACAACGGCUACAACAUCAGCAAGCAUAACUCGAAAUAAAUUAUUUUUGAAAAAGGAAACCACAAUACCUUUAGUUAAUGCAAAAAGAAAUGAGUUUCAAAUUGAUUUUGAUCAAUUUUGUAUUCUGGCAGCUUAUUUGUCAGUAUUGCAACAAGAGAUACAUGAAAGUGGAUGCAUAUCACCAAUUAAAGGGACUAAUGUACCACCACCUCCAGUGUAUCUGGCGAAUUUGCAAGGAUUUCAUUGUCGUCCUGGAGAUGAUAAUAUCACUAUAAAUUUCUUUACGAAGCACAUUCUUAAGACAAGUAGUAGCACAAGUGUACCUGGUAGCGAUGAACGCCAUAGCGAUUGCAGCAGCAACCGUAAUAGAGACAGUGGAACCUCUUCUCCUCAACCUACGGACUCAAUGGGUGCGAUAGCUAAAUCCCGCUCAACACAAACAGGACAAUGCUCAAAAAUGCUCCUCAAUGUCGAGCUAAUGAUGUCAAUUAACAGUAGCUGUUAUAAUGAAAACAAUACAACAGAAGAAGAGAGCGAUUCAAAUGAUUCGGUAUUCUCAAGUAGUGACAGCUCAAUAAAUUCGAUCCAUUGUAGUGGAGAUUCUGCAUUUUCAAGUUUUGAAAUACGUGAUGUAUAUUUGGGAGGAAGUUGCUUUUUGCGGACCAAAUGGCGACAAAAAUAUGCUAUGCCUUUUUUAAAAUCCAAAAAAAUAACGUUCCAUUUACCUGCCUUACACGAGAGUAUUCAGCCGUCCCAGCUUGAUUUACCGGACAAAUCAUUUGAGGAUUCGAAUUCCCAGGGAGCGAAAUCAGAGGAAAAACCUAUUACUGGACACUUGCUGCGGAAAAUGGAACGAGAAAAAGCCCAUAAUAGUGCAAACGACGAUUCGACAAACCACUCAGAAUUCACAACAUGGCCGCUUCAUAUACGCCCGAAUCUCUAUAAUCCGUCGUUGAUGGAUUCUAGCCGAGUGCUUUUGUUCGUUAUAACAAACGAAACCAGAUCACUUGCACCUAUGACGCUUGCAGCCCAUUGCAUCGGUCUUAUGUAUAAUGUUGUGCUUUGCGUUCAAAUGCUUCCCGAAAAUUGCAUAUUAGGACAAGAAGAAUUGACCCCAACAGCAAUAAAGGACUACAACCGAGGCAGGUCAUACCUCAUUGACUUGGCUAAAAGACAAGGCGUUCCCGUAUUCAAUGAUCUCAAAUCAGCGCUCGAGUGUACUGCAGAUAAGAUAAAAGCUUUAAAAUUCCAGAAAGUUUGUCACACAAACGACAUUAACAACAGCGACGAGAAGAAAGGCAUUCAUUGUCCCUCAACAAAUUAAUCAUUGUUCUUUCGUCAUAUUAAUCAACUGAAUAUGAGGACCAAUACAGAAAUAAAUAUUUCUAUCAAAUCGCCACAAGUGAAUGGAACACGAAAUAUUUGAUUAUAAAACAAUGAAUACUGUAAUUUAUUAUGUUAAUUAAUUAAUACUUUUUUAAAGUGUAUGUAUGUAAUACCCAAUUAGACGAAUUUUACUGACAAAAAAUAAUUGACAACAAAUUAAAAAAAUAAAACAAUAAGAAGCGAAUAUAUUAUUUAGUUAAUUUAAAAUUUUGUAAUGAGUGAAAAGAAAUAUUUUUUUAAUGUAAAUAUUUUUUGUACAUAAAUAUAGUAUACAUAUGAUAAUAAAAACAAUAACAUUUAA